Carcharodon carcharias (great white shark) is the source of this 1243-nucleotide messenger RNA. Its product is annotated as histone H2B type 1-O-like. Lineage: Eukaryota; Metazoa; Chordata; Chondrichthyes; Lamniformes; Lamnidae. The record is from RefSeq and is a predicted model, not a curated record. Gene Ontology annotation, molecular function: protein heterodimerization activity; DNA binding; structural constituent of chromatin. Bases 8 to 388 code for a protein of 126 amino acids. The transcript has a single exon. Gene Ontology annotation, cellular component: nucleosome.
AGUGAUAAUGGCUGAUGAGAAAAAGGCAACAGGAGCGGCCAAGAAGGGCGCGAAAAAAAUCAUCAAAAAGACGCCGCCCAAGAGCGGCAAGAAGAGGAAGAGGUCCAGGAAGGAGAGUUACUCCAUCUACAUCUACAAGGUGAUGAAGCAGGUCCACCCGGACACCGGCAUCUCCUCCAAGGCCAUGAGCAUUAUGAACUCGUUCGUCAACGACAUCUUCGAGCGCAUCGCCGGCGAGGCUUCCCGCCUGGCCCACUACAACAAGCGCAGCACCAUCAGCUCCCGGGAGAUCCAGACCGCCGUGCGCCUGCUGCUGCCCGGGGAACUGGCCAAGCACGCCGUGUCGGAGGGCACCAAGGCGGUGACAAAGUACACCAGUUCCAAGUAGAAACACGGACAAUGCACUGAGAAAUAAGUAAUGAACCCAACGGCUCUUUUAAGAGCCACUCACGCCAUCUCUGAACAAGCUAUGCCUUCAUACACCAAGUGUGCUGUGGAUAUCAGAUAUCUUAAUUGUUACAAUCUGCUCCAAUCAGCAGUUAAGGGUAUUAUAAUUUUAUAGUGUGAUCUUAGCGUCUAGUUAAUAACUGCCUUAAUUCCUGUCCACUGAUCUCUUGCGUGCCUUGCCUCGCAAGAGAUUCUCCACCCCUUCAUGUGCUGUAAGAGCGUCACCUUUCAGCUCUAGUUUCACCUGGAUCAGGUUAUCUGCAAGUCCCGUCGGCUUGGGUCCCUCAAUCCCUAAAUGUUCGCCGAUUGACCUAUAAAGUCGCCACCUUGCAUUCGGCUCCAUCGAUCUGUUGUUGUUGCCUGUGAUCUGAAGCAACAUGUAACCUGGAAUCCCCGUUGUUCUGAUUCCAAAUUAGUCGUUCGGUGGUACAGGGCUGGAAUCUCGCUUAGAAAAAAGGACAGAUUAGACAUCUCUACCUUUUUUAUUCCAGCAAUACUCAGUUUUUUUAAAAAAAAACCUUGGAAAAGAGAUUGCAGAAAAAAAAAGAUUCGUGGCCAUGGCGUUGUUUAUGUAUUUAGUUUGGAACCUUUGGGACUGUUCUCCUUGGGGAAGCGCAGGCUGAGUGGAGAUUUGAAAGAGGAUUUCGAAGUCACCAGGGAGAAUACUGUUCCCGAAACGCGAGAGACCGCAUUUUUUUAAAUAGUCGGCCGAUUUAACUAUGGCGACACGACGGAACGAGCUGCGAGUGGCUGUGAUCUGCAAAGCGCUGACUGAGAGUGCGGGUCACGCAAAGCA